Notothenia coriiceps (black rockcod) is the source of this 564-nucleotide messenger RNA. Its product is annotated as astrotactin-1-like. NCBI's taxonomy places the organism in Eukaryota, Metazoa, Chordata, Actinopteri, Perciformes, Nototheniidae. Gene Ontology annotation, cellular component: membrane; endosome. The record is from RefSeq and is a predicted model, not a curated record. Gene Ontology annotation, biological process: neuron migration; neuron cell-cell adhesion. The annotation marks the transcript as partial. The transcript has 3 exons.
GUAACUCUCCUUCCGAGGAGUCAGAAGAGCGCGAGAAGGAGCCGAGGACGCUGACCUACCCCGCCUACAUCGCCAGCCUGCUGGACACAGGAGCAAAGCGCAUGGCCGCCGGCGUCCGCAUGGACUGCAACAGCCAGGGCCAGUGCCCGCGCUCCUGCCACCUCUGCCACAUGAGCCCCAGGAUGUCCCAGGGGAGGCAGCAGUCUGAGCCCGUCCUGCUGCAGAUCACCAAGGCUGCACCCAUCUAUGAACUGGUGUCCAACAAUGAGACCUACCAGUCUCUCCAGGAGGCGAUGAUGAGCAUGCUGUGGUGUUCGGGAAAAGGUGAUGUCAUCGAUGACUGGUGUCGCUGUGAUUCCAGCGCAUUUGGCACAGACGGACUCCCCACCUGCGCCCCACUGCCACAUCCUUUACUGAAGCUGUCCUACACCUACGAGCCCAGCAGCUCAUUGGUCAUCAUGGAAUGGAACCACACUGAGCCACCAAUCGGCGUGCGCAUCGUUGAUUACCUCAUUAGCCAGGAGAAGGUGACGGAGAGGAUGGAUCACUCCAAAGUCGAGACAG